This is a messenger RNA of Carassius gibelio (silver crucian carp), 815 nucleotides long. Its product is annotated as ubiquitin-like protein 4A. The transcript has 4 exons. Gene Ontology annotation, biological process: post-translational protein targeting to endoplasmic reticulum membrane. The record is from RefSeq and is a predicted model, not a curated record. Bases 121 to 582 code for a protein of 153 amino acids. NCBI's taxonomy places the organism in Eukaryota, Metazoa, Chordata, Actinopteri, Cypriniformes, Cyprinidae. Gene Ontology annotation, molecular function: protein binding.
CGCAUGCGCAGAUCAGUUUAAUGACGUCAUGUCCGUGGGAAACGUCGGCUGGUAGUCCACGAAUGUUUAGCGAGAUAAUUAUCUCUUCUUUAUUUAGUAUUUAGUUUGAUCAAUGUAAAUAUGAUUCUUACAGUUAAGCCGCUUCAAGGAAAAGAGUGUAAUGUUCAGGUGACAGAAAAUGAAAAGGUGUCCACAGUGAAAGAGCUGGUAUCCGAGCGUUUAAACAUCCCUCCCAGUCAGCAGAGACUACUGUAUAAAGGAAAAGCACUUGCAGAUGAACACCGGUUGAGCGAUUACUCCAUCGGCCCGGAGGCCAAGCUGAAUCUGGUGGUGCGUCCGGCGUGCGAGAGGAGCGGAAACAGCAGCGGUGCUCCUGAGAAAGCAGGCAGUGGAGUGUGGCAGUUAUUGUCCACGGUCCUGGCCAAACACUUCAGCCCAGCCGAUGCAGCAAAAGUGCAGGAGCAGCUCAUUAAGGAUUAUGAGCGCUCUCUCAGACAGCUGAGUCUGGACGACAUCGAGCGUCUGGCCAGCCGUCUGCUGCAUCCAGAGAUCGAGGGCAUGGAUACCUCAUACAUGGACUGAAGCCGCGCUCGGGGAGACCGAUGUGAUCUUCAAGUUGCUCUCCCGUCAGAGGAAACCAGUGGUGCUUUUAGUGCAACUUUGUAAAUAUUGUAUGCAUAUUAUUAAAUUACAAUAAAAAGUGUUCUUUAUCAUUUUUUUUAUAAUUAACAGCCAGCUUGGUUGUAAAUGCAUCUUUAUUUUUUUUGGUUUUGGUGCCAUUUUUACAUUUGGUCCAAAUAAAAAUGAUGCCUGAA